Gadus morhua (Atlantic cod) is the source of this 4251-nucleotide messenger RNA. Its product is annotated as cohesin subunit SA-2. Bases 203 to 3760 code for a protein of 1185 amino acids. Lineage: Eukaryota; Metazoa; Chordata; Actinopteri; Gadiformes; Gadidae. Gene Ontology annotation, cellular component: cohesin complex; chromatin; nucleus. Gene Ontology annotation, molecular function: chromatin binding. The transcript is spliced from 32 exons. The record is from RefSeq and is a predicted model, not a curated record. Gene Ontology annotation, biological process: sister chromatid cohesion.
AUCCAGAUUUACGUGACGUGAGCGCGAUGCACGCUCGUGUUUGUCUCUUUAAAUCCUAAAGGAGACGAAGCAACAACACUGGAAUUCUUCUAUGAAUGCAAUGAAAACAAAGUCAAUGUGAACCCUUAUGGCCGUGACCAAACAUUGAUUGAAUCCGCGCUUGUGUAAAAUGAGCUAACAAGAAAAAAAGAUUGAGCCAGCAAUGAUCCCAGAUCCAUCAACACCUACCUCCAGGCCACUCAAGCAUAAUGAGAAUUAUGCAAUUCAUUCAGCUGGAGCAGUCAGCCAUUCCGGGGAUGAAUCUGGAAACGAAAACAGACGUAAAAGUGCGAGAGGGAAGAAAAGGCCCCGGAUGUGCUCUGAGAACACCACGCAGGCCCGGGGUAAGGCGAGCCCAGGCAGCCCGGGCAGAGCAGGUGGCGGUGGGGGGAGGCGGGGCCGGGUGCAGGCCGUCAGCCUGUUUGAGGUGGUCACCAUGGGACGGGACGCCAUGCAGACGGUGAUUGGUGAUUGGAUCGAGACUUAUGCGAUGGACAGGGACUCGGCCCUCUUGGAUCUCAUCAGCUUUUUCAUUCAGUGCUCCGGGUGCAAAGGGGUGGUCACAGCCGAGAUGUGUCAGAGUAACCGGGUUCAGGACCGCGGUGACAUCUUGAGCAAGAUGGUGGAGAAGGUGGAUGAGGAAUCUGGCCUGCAAUAUAAGAAGUUCAUGGCGUUCCCCUGGAUCCUUACAGUCACCUGGCCUAUGGACAUGGACUGCGCUGAGUACCCUCUGAUCCAGUCGGGUCCGUACGGCCGCUGGUUCCACUCUGAGUUCGGUGACUUUGUGUCGGUGUUGGUGUCCCAGUGUCAGCACUGCGUCGUGUUCGACGGCUACCUGAUGAACGCCCUGGUGUCCCUGCUCACGGAGCUCUCCGACUCCUGCGUGCGGGCCUUCAGACACACGUGCACACUGGCAGCUGUGAAGAUUCUGAGCGCCCUGGUUGCCGUGGCGCUGAGCCUGAGCACAGUGAUGGAGAACUCCCAGAAGCUGCACGGCGUGGAGAGGAGGAAGACCUCCGGGAGGCAGGGCAGCCCCCGACUGGACAGGAUGAAGAAGAAGAUUGCUGAGCUGCAGGAGAAAAGGUUGGAGAUAGAGAGCAUCAUGGACACCAUCUUCAAAGGAGUGUUCCUCAAGAGAUACCGGGACGUGCUGCCAGAGAUCCGCUCCAUGUGUACAGAGGAACUGUGUUUGUGGAUGAAGCUCUACAGCACUGCAUUUCUCACCGACAGCUACCUCAAAUACAUCGGCUGGAUGAUGCACGAUAAGAUACCAGAAGUGCGACUCAAGUGUGUGCUCGGCCUGCAGGGUCUGUACGGAGACCCUCUUCUGUUGACCAAACUAGACCUGUUCACCAGCCGCUUCAAAGACAGGCUCAUCUCCAUGACGCUGGACAGGGACAACGAAGUAGCGCUGCAGGCUAUGAAGCUCCUCAUUCUCAUUUCCAAGUCGUGCGAGGAAGUGCUUGAAGAGGGAGACUACCAGCAGCUGUAUCGGUUUGUCUUCUCCUCACAGCGGCCCCUGGCGGCCCUGGCGGGGGAACUGCUCUACUCGAGGCUGCUCAACGCCCCCGCCCCCGGGUCUGAAGGUCAGGAGGGGGCGGGCGAGGGGGAAGCACGUGGGCAGGACGUGCACACGGAGCGGACCCUGGUCAGGCUCCGGGCCCUGUUGACCUUCUACAUGCAGUCUGAGCUCCAUAAGCAUGUGGUUUACCUGGUGGACGGUCUGUGGGACUGUGCUGGGGACCUGCUCAAAGACUGGCCCACGCUCACCCACAUACUGCUGCAGGAGGCACCUCCGCAGUGCACAGGUCUGACGGAGGCAGAGCAGGCGGUCGUGGUGGAGGUGCUGGUGGCGUCUGUGCGUCAGGCCGCUGAGGGACCUUCACUGGUGGGCAGGAGCGGAGGAAAAAAGGUCUCGAAUGCCAAGGAGAGAAAGACUCAGUCGGACGACUGCGCUAAACUCACCCAGCAAUUCCUGAGCGCGCUUCCCAAGCUGCUGUCGAAGUUUGCAGGCCGCUGGGACGCAAUAGCCUCCCUGAUGAAGAUUCCCCAGUUCUUCGUCCCUGAGUGUCUUACAGCAGAGAACACACAGGCCGCCUCAGAGGAGCUGAUCAGGGAGAUGGGAGCCGUGGUGGACCACCCCUCCGGACCCCCCGCCGUGCUGGAGGCGGUGUCCCGGGCCUACCUGCGCCUGUGUGGGGGGGACACGGCCUGGCACCCCGCCGCCCGCCCGGCCCGGGACGCCCUGGUCCAACGCUGGAAGGACAGACUCAUCUCACAGCUGGGGGUCGGCCUAAAGGAAGACACCUUCUGCGCCGACAUCGACCAAACCGGAGAAAUGUUGUCCACGCUGAGGAAGCUCAGAGCGUUUUACAAUUGCCACGACCUGUCGCAGUGGGACCUGUUUGAGCUGCUGUCUCCUCUGCUGUCCGUGGGCUGCCUGCAGGGUGGGGUUCCAUCUGAGGUAAUCCUGGAGGUUCUGCAGUGCCUGUUCAACGCCGUGCUGUGGAACCUCCACACCAGCGGGAGAACGCUCUCCUCCAGAGACAAGGCAGUGGCCCAGAGGCAGCAGCUGAGUGCCUUCUGUGAGACCAGCUACCGAUGUCUCUCCCACGCUGACGCCGCUGUUAAGGAGCAGGCCUUCCUGGGUGUGUGUGACGUCCUGGCGGCUCACUCCUACCAGCUGAACGUGUGGGAGCCCGCGUCUUGUGGCCCGCUGCUCUACACCCCCGGUCCCAGACUGCAGAGGGCGCUGCAGGCCUUCCUCCUGGAGCAGGUGUUGGUGGGACCCGACAGCGAUGCACACAGCAGAGUCUGCCUCGCCUCGGAGGGGGAGAGGCAGGAGGAUCACCAGAAGCGGCGCACUCUGCUGGCCGCCUACUGCAAGCUCCUGGUGCACGGUGUGCUGGAGAUGAGCAAUGCCUCUGUCGUCUUCACCCACUACACCAAGUAUUACAAUGACUUCGGGGACAUCAUCAAGGAGACUCUGUACCGGACCAGGCAGACGGAUAAGAUCGGGAGCGCUCGCACGCUGUUGCUCUGUCUGCAGGAGCUGUACGUGCGUCUGAAGCAGGAGCAGCGUUGUGGCGGUGGGGGGCCCCCCGGGGUCCAGACCUUCACCAGCAUCAAGGAGCUGGCUCGCCGCUUCGCCCUCACCUUCGGGGACCCCGCCAAGUUCCGCGAGUCCGUCACCAUGAUCCACAGGAGCGGCAUCGAGUUUGUGUUCAGCGGGUUCGUCCAGGCCCCCGACGCGGCCUGCCCCCCCUACCUCACCUACCUCACCAUCCUCAGCGAGUUCUCCAGCAAACUCCUCAAGCCAGACAAGAAAACCCUCUUCUGCUUCCUCCAGCGGCAGACGGCCGACCACGUGGUCCACUCGAGAGAGGACUGCUGGCAGCCCCUCGUCUACUACCGGGCCUCCCUGCUGGCCACGGCCGCCGCCGGGGGCGAGGGCGAGGACGUAGCCUCCUACGUCAGCUGCGACCGGAGGCCUCACCCGCCCAGCCGCUCUCCUAAUGUGAACAAGCAGCAGGGCCAGGUCAGCCCAGUGGACAGCAGGAGCAACAGAGCCAGCGUCUCCUCAAGCCUCCCAGAGGACAGGAGUGAGGCCGGACCGUCACCCGUCGCCAUGGAAACUCGGACGGCGGCGACGGUCAUGGAGGAACUUCACCACGUCAUGGGUAAAGAGACGGGCGAUGAACUGGUGGAGGUGGACCUGUGACCCAAAGGUACAAGGCCCCCAUGAUGGGGAGGAUGGGAUGUCCUCCUGACCGCCGUGGGUCAUGCAUCUGAUCGUCAUGCCAACCUUUACAAAAUGAAUGAAUUACACCUUGUCCCAAAUGGAAAGAAGGUGAGGGCUUGUGAUGUACAGACAAACCAACAUGUUUUGUUUUCUAUAACCUGACCAACCCGAGGAUUUUUGCACACGUAAAUUGUUUUGUAAAGCCUUUUCCUUUAUUUAUUCAUUAAAUCAUGUGCUUAAUGGUGCUGGUGUAAUUACACAACAUGCAUAUAAGGAUAUACUUUGGAAUUGUGUGCUGCAAUAUUUUUGAAACUGCCUUUGAAUACUGAUUGUUUGUUCUACGAAAAAUGCAGAAAUAUAGUUGGAUAAGCUUCUAAAGGACUUUCGGUCGGCACCAAAGUGUUUCUGGAAGACUAUCCGGCACCUAAGGAGGGGGAAACGGGGAACCAUCCAAGCUGUGUACAGUAAGG